AAAAGAAAAAAAUAAUAAUUUGGAUUUGUUUCAGUUCAUUAUUGAAUUUUUCCCUUUAUGCAACUGAAGCAAGGUUUGAAGAAAUACUUGAAGUCGGCUCUACUGGAACUCACUGUUAUUCUUCCAAACUUGGCAAGAAAAUUAACUAUGAAGAACAUGUGCUUCCUCAAAUGAAAUGCAUUGAUUUUUGGACCAGAGAGCUGCACAGGUAACUUAAGGCAGCAAACAUAUCCCAUAUUCCUUCCUCUUCCUGCUGUGGUACCUGAACAUCUGAAGAACUCUAAGCUACCAUUUGCACUUGGUACUUAUUUCCAUAGAUUUCCUACAGAAUAUUGAAAUGACAUCCUUACAAGGCGCUACAAUGGGUCGAAGUAUGCCAGUUGAAGUGGAUGAAACUAUUGACUGGUCUCCCUUUCCAGAACAUUCAUUGAAAGAGGCUUCAAACCCUUCUGUAGAAGUUAUAAACAACUCAAUACCUAUGGGAACUUAUCCCACUCAAACAUCUCAUCCAAUGAAUGGGCAACUAGGAUUCUAUAAGCACCUUGAUCACAUCAAUUCUAAUAAUGGCAUACUAGAAACGUAUGGCCACAGUCUUCCACAAGACACCUAUGAUUCUAGAAGACGACAAUUUCCUGGCCAAUCCAGCAACUCAACAGACUGUUCAGAAUGUAAUUAUUUGCCUCAACACAAAACAAACCAGCUCUUGAGGUCUCAACCAUCAGCUGAUUCUCUUGACAUCGGGCACAAUUCUAGUAAUUUGCAAAGAAGUUCAUCAGAAAUAUCACAGCAUUCAUUUGGUGAAAAUCAGGAAAACAUAAAGCCAAAUUGGCACCACGAUAAUAGGGUGCCAGUAGACCUAAGGACAGAAGAUGCAGGAUAUGAUUCUCAGCCUCAGGAUCCUCUGGGCAUUGGACAACCUGAGCUUCCCUUGUCCUUUACUUCUGUUUUGAACCUACAAGAUCUUCCAAAGCCUCUGAUGUCCAGAGCAUAUUCACUGAUGGACUCUCAGUCAUACCCUUUAUUUCCACAGAUGCCUCAUCUUUAUAUUUCACCACAAGCUCAGUGGCGUCCAAGAUACUACAAUCAGAAUAUGUACUACCAGAAUCCAUAUGGGCAAACCCCCUACCAACAUUUUCCACAUUCACCUCAAGUGCAGCUUCCUGUUCCUGGCCCUUGUGUAAGAGUCACCCGCCCUGCUCAGCAAAUAAUCCCUCAUUAUUCUAGGCCACAUGGACCCAAGUGUAAUGAAGAAAGGCUGCCUCAGGGGGAAAGCUCUUCCGAAGGACUCCAGAGAUUUCAUGACCAGUUUCAGAAGCAGAUGCUUGAGAGUAACACACCGUUCGAAAUAUACGGUGCUCAUGAGGGCGUAGAGAGAUUUCCUUUUGAUUCCAUGGCUCAGUCUGACAGCAUGUCCACCCCUGGGGCUAUCCCAAGACCCCUGACUAAUUCUGCAGCCAGAGGGACACUGAGGACCAGCAAUUUGCCUGAAGAGCUACGCAAAGUCUUUAUAACCUAUUCCGUGGACGCAGCUGUCGAGGUCAUGAAGUUUGUGAACUUUUUAUUUGUGAAUGGAUUUCAGACUGCGAUUGACAUAUUUGAGGACACCAUCCGAGGAAUUGAUAUUAUCAAGUGGAUGGAACGUUAUCUAAGUGAUAAGACAGUAAUGAUAAUCAUAGCAAUCAGUCCAAAAUACAAACAGGAUGUUGAAGGGGCUGAAUCCCAGCUGGACAAGGACGAACAUGGUUUACAUACUAAGUACAUCCACAGAAUGAUGCAAAUUGAAUUUAUACAACAAGGAAGCAUGAACUUCAGAUUCAUUCCUGUGCUCUUUCCCAAUGCAAAAAAGGAACAUGUACCUACCUGGCUUCAUAAUACUCAUAUCUACCAUUGGCCUCGGAAUAAAAAGAACAUUCUGUUGCGGUUGCUGAGAGAAGAGGAGUAUAUCGCGCCUCCAAUAGGACCUCUGCCCACUCUCCAGGUUGUUCCAUUGGGAGCACACAUCUGAAGCCCACAUGGACUAAAUGUUGUACGAUUCUCUUGGCUGAUGGCCAGGGUUUUCCUGGCUACCCUUCUGGGUGAUGAACGGCAUGUGCCCCCUCUCCCCUUCCCACCACAAAUAGAAUUUGUCUUGGGGUGCAGCAAGCCAAUGUGUUUCCUUUCCUUCUGAAUGUCUCUUUCUGAUGCUGAUCAGACACAUUGGUGGAUUUCAACAAACUACAAAUGGAAAAAUGCAUUUCAUGGUGGUUGUUUUUCUUCUGUCUUGAGCAACAUUCCAAGUCUGCAGCAAAGCAAGCAAAUACUAGAAUGAGGCUGAAUAUGCAAAACAACAACAACAAACAAACAGCAGGAUCCUCUUGUGGGCUCACAGCUCGUUUUGUUGUCAGACAGAUGGAUAUAUAUUGUAAAACAAUAUUCCAAUGCUGUUUCAUGUACACGAUAAAGGAGUUACUUUAGUUCUGUUUAUAGUUAUGAUAUCCACAGACAGUAAUACUAAACACUCACAACAUUCACAUCUCUGAACCUUUACAUUUCACCUUAAGAUAGAAAGAACGGUAAACUUUCAGAAAGAUAUACUUUACAGAAUUAAUCUCAGAACCGCUGAGAUACUGUACCAACAAUUGCUCAUUUCUCAUAAUGUAGGGCCAAAACAGAUAUUUUUCACUCUUAACAACAGAGUCAGUAGCAGGGUUGAGAUCCUAGCACAUGGCAGGGAUGAUGGUAGUGGUGGGGAAAAGGAUUAAUGUAGGCAAUCUCCUUCCUUUGUGGUUCUGCAAAACUAUCCCUAGAAUAACUGUAUGCCCAAGAGAAAAGCAUGUGCUAGUUAAAAAAACCAAACAAACUGGUUAUUCCAUCUUUAGGCUUUGCUUAACACAAUUUAAAUGAGAAAGCCAAGACCUAUUACUACCUGUGAAACGAGAUAAACAAAGGUGCUUAGUCUAAAAACCUACUUAAUUUAAAAGAACUCUUGUUAAAAACCCAGUGUCUCUUAUCUUGUUUUAGCAGGGCAGAAAUCCGAACCACUGCUAAUUCUAACUACAGCAAAGUUCAAAGGGAGAAACAAUUUGGAGCUGUGCAACAGAAAAGAGGCAGAUUGUUGAAGGAGAAAGAUAAUUACUAUAAUUUAUCACAUGUCCACAUUAAUGAAGCUCAACCGAAUACCUGGGUUUUAAAAGAAGCAAAGCUGUAUAGCAACAAGCGGAAAAUAAUCACUUAUAGUCCCCUUAUCACAGAAAAAACAAUUUUGUUUACUUUCAGAUAUAAGGGUAACCUUUCGCAGACUGAAAUAAAUGCAGUGGACAGAUUUGCAAAAGAAGCUAUGUAGAUUCUGGUCAUUAUGUUGAAUGAUUGUUCUUGAAAGCAUGACAAAGGCUAGUGCUUUUCAUCCCACUGUUCUAAUGUUAUUACAAGGUCCAAAUUGCAACAGAAUGAGAUUCUUGCCUUGAGUACUCAAGAGUUAAAGGUAUAAUUUUUAAGAAAGUGAGAGGAGUAAUUCCAUAAUAUUUAAGGUCAGAUAAACAGAAACUGUAAUGAGAGUAUAUAUGUUUUGCAAGGUUCCCUUUACCUGAAACGGACAAGUAAAAGGUGGAUGGUCAAAUGUUCCCAUAGUGUGCUUGUGUUUAACAGAUGUUUUCUCUGGUUCCAAAGUGCUUUGUGGCCAUUAUUAAAUCUCCUUGCAGUAACACAAAGGUGCUUACCAAAAUCAACUGAACUUUCUUGGGUUUUUUUCCUUGAAAACAUUUCACUUCUCAUUCAAGAAGCUUUUUCGGUUCUGACUGAAUAGUGGGGAAUGGAAGGAUGUAUAUUCCUUAGCAGUUAUCUUUAGUAUAUUUAGAUGGAAUAUACAUCCUUCCAUUCCCCACCAUUCAGCCACAACUGAAGAAGCUUCUUGGAUUAAAAAAAUGAAACUUUUCAAGGAACAAAAAAACAAGGAAGUCCACUUGCCUUUGAUAAGCAUCUUUGGGACAACCAUGACCUGGGUGAUUGAGAAUGUCCAUAGACACUCUUUGCAGUAACAGUUCUGACCUGUAUUAAUAUAAGUGUCUUAUCAGCUACUAUUCUAGUGAUGCUUGGAUUUUUGCAGACCAGAUCUUGCAAGACCUAAAAAUUGCACAAAAUUGCACUUAUAUGUGUUUGCCAUGCAGCAGCAUCUUUAUCCAUUAUGAAUUACUAUUCUUUUUUUUCCCAACUGGUGUUUACUCAAAAACACAAUAAACUAAAACUAAUAAUUCA
Messenger RNA from Ahaetulla prasina, 4230 nucleotides. It is a transcript of the gene TRAF3IP2, whose product is annotated as TRAF3 interacting protein 2. The coding region runs from base 338 to 2005 and encodes 555 amino acids. The transcript is spliced from 11 exons. Lineage: Eukaryota; Metazoa; Chordata; Lepidosauria; Squamata; Colubridae. The record is from RefSeq and is a predicted model, not a curated record. Gene Ontology annotation, biological process: humoral immune response; positive regulation of canonical NF-kappaB signal transduction.